GGUGCGAGGCUCCAUCACUCCUCGGAGACUCUCCAGCUCGCAUCAUCAUGUCUGUCAUCCAGCAGAGCAGCUUCAGCGCCCGCAGCCUGUCCAGCAGCAGCAGCCGCAGCAUCUCCAGCGUCAGCCAGGCCGGAGGAUGGAUGCAGCAGGGCCGCAUCUCCAACGGGCCCUACCUCGGCCAGCGGGCGUUCAGCGUGUACGGAGGAGCGGGCGAGUCCGGGGUCCGCAUCUCCACCUCCGUCUUCCCUGCAGAUUCGCUGAACCAGUACGGGGGCACCUCGGUGAUCGGAGAUGAGAAGAUCACCAUGCAGAACCUCAACGACCGCCUGGCCUCCUACCUGGCCAAAGUGCGCUCUCUGGAGUCAGCCAAUAGCAAGCUGGAGCUGCAGAUCAAAGAGUUCUAUGGCAAGCGAACUCUUGUGACCAGAGAUCACGCUGGCUACUUUGCCACCAUCGCCGAGCUGCGAGAUCAGAUUGCAAGAAGACAUUCUGCAAACCAAAGCGUCAUCCUGCAGAUUGAUAACGCUCAACUGGCUGCAGAAGACUUUAGAGUCAAAUAUGAGAUUGAGGCCAACAUGCGUACGACGGUGGAGGCUGAUGUGGCUCGUCUCCGAGGAGUCCGGGACGGUCUCACACUUACCAUCAGCGACCUGGAGAUGAGGAUUGAAGGCCUGAAGGAGGAGUUACAGUACAUGAAGAAGAACCAUGAGGAGGAGAUGACUCAGGUGAGGAUCCAGCAGAGCGGCAACGUGAACGUGGAGGUGGACAGCGCUCAAUCCGUGGAUCUGACCAAGGUGCUGGAGGAAAUGAGGGAGCAGUAUGAAUCUGUGAUGGUGAAGAACAAGCUGGAGCUGGAGAAAUGGUUCCAAGCUAAGGUGGAUUCUCUCCAGACGCAGAUCAUCACUCAUACGACGACUGUGAAGGAGUCUUCAACGCAGCUGUCAGAGCUGAAGAGAACCUACCAGAGCUUGGAGAUAAAUCGGCAAAGCCUCCUCACAGAGAUGCAGCUGCUGCAGCAGAAUGUGGAGGAAGCGAAGAGUCGCUACAGCAUGCAGCUCAGCCAGCAGCAGAUGACCAUCACCGCCCUGGAGACGGAGCUGCAGCAGCUCAGACUCUCAAUAGAGCAGCAGCAGAUCAGCUACAACCAGCUGCUGGACAUCAAGAUGAGGCUUGAGCUGGAGAUUGCAGAAUACAGGAGGCUGCUGGAAGGAGAGCAGACGGUUCAAAAGAAGUCUGUGAUCAUCAGCAAGGUGGUAGAAAAAGUGGAAGAACACAAACCCCACAUUGAGAGGAGAGUGAAGACCAUCACGGAGGAAGUCGUUGAUGGAAAGGUCGUGUCCUCCGCUGUCGACACCACAGUGGAGACUAUUCAGUAACACUUAGCUCAGCCCUGCUGCCUUUAAGCUUACAAUUUUACAUCAAUUUCAUUUAAAUUGUCUUCAAUCUAUUGGUAUAAUUCACUUAGUUGGGAAAAAGCGUUUAUUGGCACUUUCUUUCUUUUCUUUUGACUGGAAAUGGAAAGUUGCAGUGAGGCACGAUCUUUUCUUCUGAUGAGCGUAAAACCUAAAUAUGAUCAGAAAUCAGAAAACAAAGAUGAAGGGUCCGUGUACGGAUCUGGCAAUUGGAUUUUCCGUUCUGAAACGGGUAUUGAAAAACAAAAAAACGAGUGGUUAUUUGAUUUUCGUUCUAAAAUACAAAAAUUAAAAUUGAAAUACAAGGCGUUUUUCCUUUUCAUGAUCAAAAAGCAGAGAUGGCGAGCUGAAGCUUCAUGAAGCAUUGAGGCUUUCCAUCCAAUUGUUUCACUCAUGGUUCGAAGCUUCAUGGUGCUUCAUUUGCUCUACUGCGCCAUCAACUGGACAAAUAAAAGUAAAACAGGCAGAGUGCCUAUAGUGACACUAGCUUUGCUAUGUGAAGCUUUGAAUUGUGCUUAAAUGAUAAUGCCAAUAAACAAGUAAUAUACUUAAUAUAGUGUCUGCUUUUCCUGAUAGCAGGGGCAGAGGGGGAAAUGGAAACAAACUGGGGAGAGAUUUGUAGCUUGACUGCUUGAUUGAUGUCAGGUUCUGGCUUUCUGUAAAGUGCUUAGAUACUUUUAAUUGUAAUAAGGGCUAUAUAAAUAAAAUUGAUUGUGCUUUU
Messenger RNA from Amphiprion ocellaris (clown anemonefish), 2133 nucleotides. Its product is annotated as keratin, type I cytoskeletal 19-like. The transcript is spliced from 9 exons. NCBI's taxonomy places the organism in Eukaryota, Metazoa, Chordata, Actinopteri, Pomacentridae. Gene Ontology annotation, molecular function: structural molecule activity. The coding region runs from base 48 to 1376 and encodes 442 amino acids. The record is from RefSeq and is a predicted model, not a curated record.